CUCCCUUCGCCCAUGUUUCCCAUUGGCAAACAACAUUGAAGCCACCACGCCUUGAUACCCGUUACCAACUCACACGUCUGACUUAUACCGACCUGCCCUCUCUCCCAUCGCGAGAGGGCCGCGGUUAUGCCUCACCAUGAUCUAAAUGCUUUCACCUGGAUGGGCGAGCCGCUGUCCAACCCGCCCGACUGGGUCAACGGGGUGGAAUAUGAAGAGGUCACCCCCCUCGAGCUCACCUCCUGGCUGGUGGACAAGCUCCGGCAGAGCACGCAGCGCGACGUGGCCCGCCUGCUUGACGAAACGCAUAUCGUCCGCCGCCUCUUCUCGCCGAUAGAGGUCCAGAAGGGCUGGAGUUACGUCGACGCCGAGUGGGACAUAGACAAGCCCACCCAUGCUUUCGGCAUCGCCAUGUAUAUCUUUUGCAAGAACAAGGCGGGGGAGAAAUGCAACACCUGCAAGCACUCAGCGUCGAUUGGCCCGGCGGAGGAAUGUGUCGUCGACGAGGGCGGACGCGCCCAGAAGGCCUGUACGAACUGCUACUACAAGGGCCGCGGCGGGACAUGUUCUCGUCGUGUUGAGGCUGAGGCACAGGUUUUUGCCAAGAAGCGCAAGUUGGAACCCGAAGAGCGGCUCCCAGGCCUCCAGUAUACGCUGGCGGAAGUUCCCGAGGACGAACUGAACGACUGGGUUGACAUGGCCACCAAGGAGCUCCGGAUGCGCAGGCUCAUGAGGCAGUUCCCAGGCCUCAGCAGGUCGAUAUUAGAAAAAUACAGCCCAAUGGAUGGGGACUGGGAUCCUGGAGUUGUCGACGAGGAGCAGGGGCUACAAAGCACGAACCUCGAGGCCCCCGCCAGGAGGAGGAGGCGCCAGCGGGGCUGAGCAGCCGCAUUGGAAUAUGAUGGGCAAGCGAUCUCAGCCCAGACAAACAUAUGUAUUUCCUACUUGUUCGUGGUGAACUUCACGUUGUUGGCCAGGCAAGCGAACCCAGCCCGGCAAAGGCGCAGCGAAUCCGAGACGUACCAAAUCGUCCAAAGUAUACGCAUGGUUCUCCGUAGAUUUCCAGACAGAAGCAAUAAGAACUUCACGCAGAGA
Molecule: messenger RNA, 1092 nt
Organism: Diaporthe batatas
Lineage: Eukaryota; Fungi; Ascomycota; Sordariomycetes; Diaporthales; Diaporthaceae
Exons: 1
Coding region: 127-879 (250 amino acids)
Source: RefSeq, a predicted model, not a curated record